AUGAUGAUUCCAAUCAAAAAAGCACUAAAGCUUCUUUUCAGGUACAAUAAAAUAGUUAUGUCUCUUAUUCGAAAAUCAACUGUUGAGGCUCCAAUGCUAAAGAGGCGCGUCAAUAACAAAAAUAAGACUAUCAAUAUUUCGAAAUGGAGUGUUGAGUAUUCGGAUCUGACAUCUAAAGUAGAUUCAAUUAAGGCUUUAUGUCCGGCAUUUUUUGUGCAAGAUAAUGACUCUGUAAUGAACUUAGACUUGCUCCAAGAGCAAAAUGUAGUUCAUGUUCUCCUUUACUCCGCAGUCAUGAUUCAAUGGCCUUCUUUGGACCCAACAGUCUUAUAUUCUGUAGAUGAUAUCAACAAUGGCACUGUUUUUGAUAAAUAUGCUAUAAAUAGAAUAAGGUCAAAUCUUAAAAUUCUCUCAAAAAACAAUUGUAUUAAUUUUUUGACAAAUCGGAAUAUCGAUUAUGAAAUUAAAACACUCACGAGAACUUUAGCUCUCUAUUUCUAUAUUAGGGCGUGUGGCGGCAGCAUUACACUCAAUUUAGAUUUAUUAAAAGGGGGAGAGUACGAAUGAAAAAUAUGUAAGAUUUUUCAAAAGAAUGGGGAAUUAGAAGGGUUUUUAAGAAAUAUUUAUCACACAAGUAUUUGCAAGGAAGUGUAUAGAAACAUUAUACGUGCUGAAGAUGAAAAUGAUUUCGAAGCCAAACUUAAAGAAUUAUUUGAUUAUGUAAUAGAGAAUUCAUAUUAUGCUCACCUUCCAAGAGGUUUGUAUGGGCUCACAGCGAUUGGCCGCAAAAUAUUCAUAUCAAGCAAAUAUAUGGAAAAAAAAGAAGAAAUAAAAGUAGAAGAGGAAGAGGACGAGGAAGAGGAAGAGGAAGAGGACGAAGAAGAGGAAGAGGAAAAUAAAGAAGAUGAAGAAGAAGAAGAGGAAGAAGAAGAUUCAGAUAAUAGCUCAGAAUAUAAAUUUGGAUUUGGACCUUCAUUGAUAAUACUUUUGCACGAAAUAGCACAUCUUUCUUCUAGAUUUUGGGAGCGGCAAAAUUCUUACUUUAUCAUUACGCCGAAAAAGUUCAAAAGUCCAUCAGACCCCGAAAAUUCAUAUGGAGAAAUAGGAAACUAUCUAGAGUCACUGCUAUUUGGAGACAGGCUGCAAGCUCUUUAUAGUGGAGGAGAAGAUAUUUUAUUAGAUAUUGAAAACUGAAACUUGCCAAUUGGUGAGUUUCAGGCUGAAUUCCUAAAUAUGCAAGAACUUAGCAAAAGAAGCGGUAGCAAAGCAUGUAUCCUUUCAAGAGGGAAUGAAAUAGCCAACUGUGUUAAAUUUGGGAGAUGUGGGAUGUCUUAUUGAAUUUCACGUUCGUAA
Blepharisma stoltei is the source of this 1353-nucleotide messenger RNA. NCBI's taxonomy places the organism in Eukaryota, Ciliophora, Heterotrichea, Heterotrichida, Blepharismidae. The record is from the annotation of a GenBank genome assembly.